AUGGCACCAUCCGCAACAGCAAACCUCGUGGCUUCCUCGCUCGCCCCACCUACCAAGUCAAUGGACGGUGAUGUCAACGCCCUGGCCUCCAUGGCUCACAGAGGCAAAAGCCUCCCUGGUAUCCCAAAGUUCAGCUCGCACCCUGAGACGCGGCAGUGGCAGCUCGAACACAUGGCGGCAGCCUUCCGGGUCUUUGCUCGCGAGGGCUACGCCGAGGGUAUCUCGGGCCACAUCAGCGUGCGUGACCCGGAGUGGACUGACCGCUUCUGGAUUAACCCGCUCGGUGUGCACUUUGGCCUGCUGAAGGCCAGCGAUAUGAUCUGUGUCGACAUCCACGGCGAGGUCGUUGGUGGCAACACGGCCGGGUCCAUCAACGCUGCCGGGUUCCAGAUCCACAGCGCCGUGCACCACGCGCGGCCCGAUGUGCACGCCAUCUGCCACACACACUCGGUGCACGGCCGGGCCUACUCGGCGUUUGCGCGGCCGCUCGAGAUGAUCAACCAGGACGUGUGCUACUUCUACAACGCACACUCGGUGUACUCGGACUACGGCGGCAUUGCCAACGAGGCAUCAGAGAGCCAGAAGAUCGCAGAGAGCCUGGGCGAGACCGGCAAGGCGGCUAUUCUGAUGAACCACGGCCUGCUGACGACUGGCUACACUGUAGAUGAGGCGGCGUUCCUAUUCUGCUUGAUGGAGAGGAGCUGCAAGGUGCAGCUGCUGGCUGACAGUGCCGGGCACAAGAAGCACAUUGUGAGCGACGCGGAGGCAGCUUAUAACUUCAAGAUGGCCAGCACUCCGGACACGUUGUAUGUAGAGUUCCAGCCGUACUACCAGUACGAGGAGGCACUAUCCAACGGAAGCUUCAAGCAGUGA
This is a messenger RNA of Penicillium coprophilum, 873 nucleotides long. RefSeq names its product Class II aldolase/adducin N-terminal. Bases 1 to 873 code for a protein of 290 amino acids. Gene Ontology annotation, cellular component: cytoskeleton. Gene Ontology annotation, molecular function: actin filament binding. The transcript has 2 exons. Lineage: Eukaryota; Fungi; Ascomycota; Eurotiomycetes; Eurotiales; Aspergillaceae. The record is from RefSeq and is a predicted model, not a curated record.